UCUUACGUAUGUGAUCCGAUAAAAAUGAUCUAUAAGUUUACUCUCGCAUUAAAAAGUUGUUUUGUAUAACGUGUUAUCAUUUUUUUAUCACUUAUGAGUUUUUAUCACUAUGAGUUUUAUUACAGGCGUUUAUGUUUAAAUGAUCAAGUGACAUGUUCAUAGAGGAAAAGGUUGGAAGGUGUCGAGUUGCCCGACAUCUUUCACGAAUUAGCCGAGUAAUAAAUUAACGCCUUUUUCUCAAGAUAUUAAGUAGGAUCAGUUGGGUCACUGCAAACCUCAUAUUACAGGAUCCGUUCGAAAUCCUAAUUUCAACGAAACGAAUGACUAUCAGUUGACGGGGAUUUUCGAUGGAUUAAUAGAUCAGGCCUUUCCUUCCGAGGCAAAAGAAUGAAUGGAAAGAGAAGGGGAGGCACAUAUGUGGAGUUUAUGUUUUCGGGGUGGAGGGAGGGAAUGAUACGUGGAUAAAAAAAGACAUCAAAAAUGGACGCCACCGCGUCUCAUGAUCGAGUCAUUGUUAAAUGCGAAUUUAACGACAGUGUUCGUUAUCAAACUCCAUGACAGUGUUUUCGCAGGAACGAUUGAGAUAAAUAUAUCAGUAAUAUAAUCUUCGAUGCACCAACAAUAAUGCAACAUGUGACCUCGUGUAAUUGAACACGUACGCGUAUUCAAAUCAGCCUUAAAUGAUCUUAGUCCGAGCUCGAGAUAAUGUCGUGAUCGUCCGAACAAUCGGACUCUGACCGUAGUUAACGCUUUCGUGAAAUAUGGUAUUGUGUAUGUGUGCGUUUGAGCUUCUGCCCGCAGUAACAUUUUCACCAGGGGGAAGAAAGAGGAGCAGAAAGGAUGUACCAGGUGGCCACGAAUGUGCCGCGGCGUUCGCGCGAUUGGAGAGCGCGGUAUCUCCGAAAAUGAGUUGAGACGAAUGAGACCGGAGCUCGGAUGUUCGAAGGCUCCGCCUGAGUUUCGGGACGUCCCAAAUCUCGCGCCCCACCAACCAACACAUUUUCUAUCUAUCUAUCUGUCUCUUUCUCAGUCUCUCUUCCUUUCUCACUCUCCUCUCUCAUGUGGUUCUCUCUUUGGUUUUUACUUCGAGAACUUCGACUAACAAUUAGUUUCAUGCCAAAGACGCGGUCUGUCGCGACGUUCCGUCUCCGCCAACAGACACUUAUUAAUCGCGCGAAAGAGAAUCAUCGAUCACUCGGCAGGAUGCCUCGAAAACGGCGCGCCUCGACAUCGUCAUUAGAAGAAUAUCCUUCCGAUGAAAAAUAUAUAAAAAACGACAUAGAAAGUCGCGCGCCGCGGAACGCCGCCAACGCUCGCGAGAGAGCCAGGAUGAGGGUGCUAAGCAAAGCAUUCUGCAAAUUGAAAGCAACAAUUCCUUGGGUGCCCAAUGACACAAAAUUGAGUAAGCUUGACACUUUGCGUUUAGCGGCCACAUAUAUUGCUCAUUUGCGAGCAGUGCUUAGAGACGAUGGCGAAACUCUACCAUACUCCGAGAGUACCAAGUCUUUGUCACUGACCUUAUCGUGGCCGUUCGCCAUUCAAAAUAGUAACGCUACCACACUUAUGAAUAACAGUUGUAACGUAUCUUCUUCAACAUCUCCGAACUGUAAUCAGUAUCGAAGACAGCACGCACAAGCGACUCACGAUGUUCAAAAUUUUCAUCAUCCUGGGCAUCAAGGCGCGUCAACGCGGCAUAAUCAAGAGCAGCAGCUCUCUUAUUUCUAACAAAAACUACUGACAACCCGAUCAGAGCUUAACCAACGAGAGAUAUCUGUCAAAGAGUAAUCACCAGAUGGAUUUUACGUGAUUUUACGACGUUUGGUGCUGUCGUUUCUUCACGCCUUAUUUAUUCCAGAGUGCCUUAUUCUCCUAGUAUUUAUUAAUUUAAAAACAAAUAAUAUUAUAUGAUAUUAUGUACAUUUAUUUAUGCAAAAGAAAAAUUAUACGCGUCAAUAACGCUUAUGUCUUUACUUACGCAUCUUUUGUAUAAAAAAACACGAAUAUUGCAUUGCAACGUCUACACGUAGGUUUAGCUGAUAAAAAUUUGUUAAUAAAA
Pseudomyrmex gracilis is the source of this 2056-nucleotide messenger RNA. It is a transcript of the gene HLH54F, whose product is annotated as transcription factor 21. Gene Ontology annotation, molecular function: DNA-binding transcription factor activity, RNA polymerase II-specific; RNA polymerase II transcription regulatory region sequence-specific DNA binding; protein dimerization activity. The record is from RefSeq and is a predicted model, not a curated record. Gene Ontology annotation, biological process: regulation of transcription by RNA polymerase II; developmental process. The coding region runs from base 1060 to 1725 and encodes 221 amino acids. The transcript is spliced from 3 exons. Lineage: Eukaryota; Metazoa; Arthropoda; Insecta; Hymenoptera; Formicidae.